AUGCUUAACCAUCCGCACAGACACACACACAAAGACCAACAACAACAACAACAGCAACAACUGGUUCUUCAUAUUUGCAGAUCAACAACACUUCCUCAAACACUAUCACGCAACCUGAAGCGACCCUUGGUCCAGCUGAGUAAAAUUAUUGCUCAAACGCGCGCAAUGGCCUUCUUCCCACGCAACUUCUACAACCCCGACGCGUCUUUCGCGCCGCUCUUCCGCCUUCUCGACGAGUUUGACGCCUACUCCCGACCGGCUAGCGGAAGCGGAAGCGGAAACGGCAACCAUCGGCGAGAAUCAGUGCUGUCUAUUUGGCAGCCCAAGUUUGACGUUCGCGAGACCGUCGACGAGUAUGAGCUCCACGGCGAGCUCCCUGGAGUCUACAAGGAGCAGGUCCAGAUUGAGUUCACAGAGCCGCAGACCAUGGUUGUGCGUGGCCGCGUGGAACGAUCGUACACGUCUGGCACACCACCCGCUGCUGGCCUUGUCAAGGGUGCUCCAGCGUCCAAGGCCAUUGCCGAGGGCGGCGAUGAGCAAUCGCAUCACGCCACUGUGGAGGAGGAGGGCGAAGCCCCCAACACCAACACCUACUCUAUUACCGACGUCGCCAGCCAAAAGACCGAUGCGGCCACCAACAGAGAGCCAUCCGACACCGCCAAGUACUGGCUUUCGGAGCGCACCGUAGGAGAAUUCUCCCGCACCUUUGGCUUCCCGGGCAGCAUUGACCAGGGUGCUGUCACGGCUAGCUUCAAGGAUGGAAUCUUGAGCAUUGUCGUACCCAAGGCAAAGAAGCAAGGAUCUCGACAAAUCGCCAUCAACUGAAUGGUUUCGGCGUGCAAAUCAUCAGUUCGCUCGGAGAUUUGCGGACUAUUCUACGGUCAGGUAUUACUUGACCCAAAUAUUGCUGUGCAUCACAAGACUAUAACACGCAACUGAGACAUACUUUCGACUCGAUCAACAACACUCCAUUUUGGACACUCGUUUGCCCUUAUUCUAGCGAAUGUACUUUAGCAUUUGGCAUUCAUUCGUCUGGUACCGUAAUGAUACAUUUUGAAACAUCUUCAUGUCUGUUGCACCAAUACUUGAAUCUUUUUUUUCCCUAGUGUACGGCCUGCUUGACACUCACACGCGUAGGACAAUGGGGCUCAAUGUUCGAUAACAACACUUACGGCUGUCGUGCAGCUAAGGGCUGUGUCUAACGGUGAUAGUGUCUGGAAUUGUGCUAUCGUGCGGAAGAUUCAACAGCUGCUUAUACCUGUGUAUCUAGGAUCCACUUCCUCGACAAUCCCAUUCAGUUUCAAAUCUCCACCUCGAUUCCCGCGCGCUUCAACAUUCUUCUCAAUUCUUCCAAUUUCGCCGGGUCCGUUGGCAGCGGCUGUUUGGGAAGCGAACAAUCCGCGGCUCUAUAUUGAUUGUUGCGAUAUUCGAUAGAACAACCUCCCAAGGGCUUAGGGCACUAUUGUCAUAUAGGCCGUUAGUCGCAACGCCGGGCUAUCAGUCGUUUAUGUUGAUACGUACCGGUGCACUUCCAUGGCAUGCGGUCCAGGUAAACCAGGGAGUCAAUUUCCAGCGGGGUCCCUCAGCUACAGUUUUGAAGUACCGGGACGUACACGUGCCAUAGACAUGCUCGCCCACAGUUUUCCCAGGAUAAGGACAGACCUUAGGAGGUCUCUCUUUUAGCAAGUAACGCAUUUGGAAGCUCAAGACAGAG
Messenger RNA from Purpureocillium takamizusanense, 1714 nucleotides. RefSeq lists its product as uncharacterized. Bases 1 to 825 code for a protein of 274 amino acids. The transcript has a single exon. NCBI's taxonomy places the organism in Eukaryota, Fungi, Ascomycota, Sordariomycetes, Hypocreales, Ophiocordycipitaceae. The record is from RefSeq and is a predicted model, not a curated record. Gene Ontology annotation, biological process: response to hydrogen peroxide; response to salt stress; response to heat.